GUCGUUUGGCUGUGAAAUAAUUUAUCUCAUAAUUUAUUAUUCCGAAAUUAGUUAUUCCGGAUUAGUUAUCCCACCCUCCCAUAAAUAAAAUAAAAGAAUACUACAAACGACACCUAAAAGGUUUUACCUCUCCGCAUCAGGUGCCCGUCAACUGCGCCGCCAGAGAAAGAUGAAAGACCUGAGGGCUAUCUUAGGGAAUAAUAGGAUUGAAGAUGUUAGAUGGCUUUGUUCCUUAACAGAGUCUGAGAUUGAUUUAUUGAUAGGUCUGAAAGUGUUGAUACAGCAACGUGCCAAAAAGAUUGGUCAUGAGUCUUUAGCAAACAAGUUUGAUUUGAAGACCCUCCGAGCCCUUAGUUUCAUUUUGAUGGAGAAACUUAAAGAUCUCUCCUGUAUACCUGGUACAGACGAGUCCUCAGCAAAUUUAGGUGCAUGUAAUCUGUUGAAUUAUGAUCUAGACAAGACUUUUGCCAAUAUGGAGGUUGAACAACUGAGCUCCUACAUUUGCAGUGAUAAGAGGAAGAGAAUCAUCGAGAUGUUUUCUGAAGACACAUCUCCAAAUAGAAAGCAGAGAGCUAACAGUGAUAGCAGUAGAGAUUGAUAUAAGUAGAUUAUGAGUACUCUCCUAUGACCUAUCUAUCUUGCUUGAGAAAGCCUGCUGUAUGUAUAAUCAAAUUUUGAUGUGUGCUUCUUGAAGGGGGGUGGGGGGUACUUAUUUCCAUUUUUCCUGUCAUUUUUGAGCUGUUAAAGAUAGAUUUACUUUUGUAAUUUUAGUAUAAGAAAGUUGGUUUGGAGAAGAACAAAGGGGAUUUUCAUUUGUUUGCUUGAGGUUAACAUUAUUCUUCGACUUGAUAAAUCAACUUCGGUGAAGCCUACCUCUUUUUUUUUCUCU
Molecule: messenger RNA, 889 nt
Organism: Nicotiana attenuata
Lineage: Eukaryota; Viridiplantae; Streptophyta; Magnoliopsida; Solanales; Solanaceae
Exons: 4
Coding region: 170-598 (142 amino acids)
Source: RefSeq, a predicted model, not a curated record